Messenger RNA from Linum trigynum, 1131 nucleotides. Lineage: Eukaryota; Viridiplantae; Streptophyta; Magnoliopsida; Malpighiales; Linaceae. The record is from the annotation of a GenBank genome assembly.
UGGCAAGAAAAAACACCAGCAGAGACAAUAGAUUCAAGUGAAUCAUCAUUGCAACAGCAGCCUCCAAAAGAUACUCACAUUCAAGCAACUUAAUCCAUCGAGCCAGUAACAAGUACAGAAGCAGAACCUAUGUCUCAUCACUCUAGUGAAGUUGAUGACAGGAUACAAGCACCACCUCAUAUUCAAAAGAGACACCCUGAAAGUCAAGUCAUCGGGAAUAUUAAAGAUGGUCUCCGUACCCGAGGUAAGUAUACUCCUGGCCAGUAUGCUUAUGUAUCUAAACUAGAACCUAAGUCUUAUAAAGAGGCACUACAUGAUGAAGAAUGGGCUUACACUAUGUUAGAGGAACUAUCUCAGUUUGAAUAUCUUAAGGUCUGGGAGUUAGUUCCUAGACCUCUAGGGAAAACCAUCAUUGGAACAAAGUGGGUUUUUCGUAACAAAUCUGAUGAGGAAGGUAAUAUUAUCCGCAACAAGGCACGCCUUGUUGCACAAGGCUAUUGCCAAGAAGAAGGGAUAGAUCACGAUGAAACUUUUGCCCCUGUAGCACGUAUAGAAUCGAUUGGAUUGUUAUGUGCCUUUGCGUGUCAUAAGAAUUUUCCUUUGUACCAAAUGGAUGUUAAGAGUGCCUUCUUGAAUGGAGACAUUCAAGAAGAAGUCUAUGUGUCUCAUCCUCCCGGCUUUACUGACUUUCAACAUCCAGAUCAUGUGUACAAGCUAAACAAAGCUUUGUAUGGUCUUAAACAAGCUCCUAGAGCUUGGUUUGAUCGAUUGACCAAAUUCCUUAAAGAUCAAUUGUUUUCUCAAGGUUCAGUCGAUAAAACUCUAUUCACUAAAACCUCUGGUUCUCAUAUGCUCAUUGUUCAAAUUUAUGUAGGUGAUAUAGUUUUCGGGUCUAGUGAUCCUGCUGUGUUUUGAGUUCUGUGAAGCAAUGAAAUCUGCCUUUGAAAUGAGUAUGAUGGGUGAGCUUCAAUUCUUUCUUGGGCUGUAGUUCAAACAAACUUCUCAUGGUAAUUUUAUUAGUCAAUCGAAAUAUAUAAAUACCAUGUUGCAUAAGUUUAAUCUUUAUAAUAUGAAUUCUAGCCCAACCCCCAUGGCUGUGUACUUAAAAUGAGAUAAAGAUGAAAAAGGUGC